CCACUGAGGUUACAACUUAAAGCAAAAACGCCUACGACAAGGUUACCCCUCUCUGCAAUAAAAAGAAAAAGACAAGGUUACCCCUCUCCGUACGCCUUAUCUCCUUGAACGCAGAAGACUUGGACCUAGCCAUUUUUCCCAAGCACCAAUAAGAAGGCUGCUGCAGAUGACGAUCGGUGCUACCACCGGUGACCAUGGUUAUGAUCGAGCGACGGCGGUGAAGGAAUUCGACGAGUCCAAGAUCGGAGUUAAGGGCCUUGUGGACUCCGGCGCCACCACCAUCCCUCCUUUCUUCAUCCACCCACCCGAAACCCUCACCAACUCCACCCCCUCCACCCGUUCCACCGCCCCUCCCGCCUCGGAUCUAAUCCCUGUCGUUGAUCUAACCGGCGUCGAUUCCGACCGUCGAUCACGCAUCGUGGAACAAAUCCGAUAUGCUUCUAAAGAGUUCGGCUUCUUCCAUGUCAUCAACCAUGGCGUCCCUUCCGACGUUAUCAACCGCACGAUCGAAGCCAUCAGAGCCUUUAACGAGCAGCCGACGGAGGUGAAGUCGCAGCACUAUACACGGGAGAUGGGUCGUGGCGUGUCCUUCUCUACCAAUUUCGAUCUCUUCAAAUCCAAAGCCGCCAGCUGGAGGGACACGAUUCAAAUGAGGUUGGGCCCUGUUCCUCCCGACUUCGAGCAUAUUCCGGAGAUAUUCCGGCGAGAGGUGCUGGAGUGGGACCAACACGUAAGACGGGUGGGAGAGGUUCUGAUGGAGAUUCUGUCGGAAGGGUUGGGUGUGACGCCGGAGAGAUUGAAGGAGCUAUCGUGUUUGGAAGGGAGGCUGAUGGCUGCACACUACUACCCAUUCUGCCCUCAACCUGAUCUGACUCUGGGGAUUACGCCUCACACCGAUCCGGGAGUGUUGACGAUGCUGUUGCAGAACCAUAUCGGCGGGUUGCAGGUGAAAUACGGUGAUGAGUGGUUGGAAGCGAAACCUGUGCCUGAUGCUCUUGUCAUCAACAUCGGCGACAUUCUCCAGAUGAUAUCGAACGAUGAAUACAAAAGCGUAGAACAUCGAGUAUUAGCGAAUCCUCACCGGGAGUCACGAAUCUCGAUUGCCAUUUUCUUGAAUCCAGGUAAGAGGGAGGACUUGUAUGGCCCUUUGCCGGAGUUAACAUCGCCGGAGAAACCAGCACUGUUCCAGCAUUUUACCCUGAUCGAAUGUAUGAAAAGGUUCUUCACCAAGGAGCUGGAUGGCAAGUCAAUGGUAAAUUUCUUCAGAUUGUGAAGGAGAACGAUCGUUUCAUGGAUGAACAAUGUAAAUUAAGAAUACUUUGAAAAGUUCCCAGUUUCAAUGGACGAUUGAGCGAUAUAAAAUUAUAAUUCGAAUUGAACGGUUUUGUAAUCCAA
This is a messenger RNA of Macadamia integrifolia, 1395 nucleotides long. Its product is annotated as 1-aminocyclopropane-1-carboxylate oxidase homolog 1-like. NCBI's taxonomy places the organism in Eukaryota, Viridiplantae, Streptophyta, Magnoliopsida, Proteales, Proteaceae. The transcript is spliced from 2 exons. The record is from RefSeq and is a predicted model, not a curated record. Bases 167 to 1273 code for a protein of 368 amino acids.